Molecule: messenger RNA, 6064 nt
Organism: Spirodela intermedia
Lineage: Eukaryota; Viridiplantae; Streptophyta; Magnoliopsida; Alismatales; Araceae
Source: the annotation of a GenBank genome assembly
AUGGCGCCGUUUGUCGAGUUUGGGGCGGCGGCGGCGGCAGAUGCAGGGGAAGCGAGACGGGAAGGAGAUGGAAAACUAGGGGAAGAAGAAGCACGGGAGGGGCUUGUGGAAGAGGAUGAGGAGGACGAUUCCUGGUCGUCGGACUCAGAUGUGGGUGACGCCUUGGACUGGCUUGAUGCGAGGGAGGGGGCGGAAGUCGGUUCCGGCGGGGGUCCGGGGGCAUUCUCUUACGCCCCUUCGAGGAGGCCAAACGCGCACGGAGGUCUCCUGUCCCGCCCGUUCCAGCCGAUGUCCAAUCGCAACCAGAAGCUCUCCGCUCACAUCCGUGCCGACCCUUUGGAGGUAUUAGGGUUUUCUGACAUGUGAUUUGGUUCUAGUUGGUGCUCUUCGUUUGUCUUUGAUUAUUAACUUUGGUACUUAACCUUAUCAACUGGGAAAUCCGGUGGUUUAGGAGUGGGAAGGAAGGGUAAACGUCGGCAUGUCGAACUCGGUGACGACGGCAAUCCGGGGAAGUGUCCGGGACAUGGCAAUAGGGAAGAUCCGGAAUACGGAGAAAGCGGACCGUGCCACUGUGGAGCAGGUUAAGUCCUCUAAUUUAGAUAUAGUAUUUUUCAUUGAAUUUCUCUAGUCUUGCAUCGUGAAUAACUCAUUUUUUUUCCGUCUUAGCUGAAGAGGAACAUUUGGUUCAAUGACGGACGAUGACGCUGUCUAUUAUGCACAAUGCUUUUUAUUAGCAAGAUAUUUUAUCUAUCUUUGAGAUCUUCGGGUUUAGUUUUACUGCUUAGUUGACAUGUAGCUUUUAUGUAGCUUACAUAUUUCCAAUCGAUUCACAGGACUCUGACAUAUUCAUACCUAAAAAUUAUCCGAAAAGUUGUGGCCAAACGUAGCACUUAUCCAAAUCUUUCGAUUUUGCAAUUCAAUCGGAUUCAUUUGUUCCUAGAGCUAUUUUACUCGAUCGCAAACACUUCUUCCAGGAGCAUUUUUUUUUUUUCAUCUAGACUUCAAUGCUUACAAACAUAAUUAAUGCUAUGUUUUGCAGGCAAUUGAUCCUAGAACUCGCAUGGUUCUCUUUAAAAUGUUAAAUCGUGGUGUAUUUCAUGAUAUCAACGGUUGUAUUUCUACUGGGAAAGAGGUAAUGCAUUCAACUUAUGAGUAUUACCAUCCACAGAGCUUUAUUUUUAAAUUUUUAUUACGUUAUUUUAGUAUCUAGUUUAGACAUUCUUGAAGCCAUGCUCCCUACAAGGAAAACAUGGAAAAGGUUUAUAUGAAAUGUGCAUCCUGGAAUUGUUUAUUUGAAGAAAAUGUUGGUGUUGGGCUUUCUGAAACACCCUUGAAACAUACAGAACUGUAUAGGCAUACUCUGUGGUGUUUGAUUCUUUGAACUUGUAAGCUUCUUUUCCGAGUUAUCAUCCAACAAAUUAAAUACUAUAAACUUCCCUAGUUUAAAGCAUGCUUGAACCAUUUUAUGUUAUUUUGGAGGAAAUGUUGUGACUGGGCGACCUGAGCAUUUUUCUGACAACACUAAGGUGCAAGAUACUGUCAUCUGCUAUAUGCAUGUGGCGUACGAUCCUUUACGGAGGAAAAUUUAUCUCGGAGUUCUUUGCCCACCUGUACAAUAUAACUAUCCAUAUUUCUAUAUUUCUUUAAAGCACUGCCUGGAGCUGUAAUAUGCAGCUACUCAUGAUCGGUUACAAGAUCAUCUCAGGCUCUAAGCGUCCUCUGCUCUCCGUGUUCCAUGGGGAAAAAUGGAAGAUAUUUACCCAAAAGUUUAGUUGUAGGCGCAUUAAAAGUUAGAAUGGCAAAAACUAGUCCUUAUGGCAAUAGAUGAUUAGUUGAAAUAAACCUUAGAAGAGGCUCACCACAUCACAAUGACCACACUCGUUUCUCUUCAAGUGGAAGCCAACUUCAUGUCAUCUCCCGUUCUGCGAAGGCCAAGUUUUGCCAUGCGUUCGUAACAUAUGAGCCAGCAUAUGGUGAUAUCCUCUGAUGAGUUUCGCCUUCCUUUCCCAAAAGAAAAGCAGAGAAUGAAUUCUUAACAACAUCAGCGAAGUUCCCAUUACCCCAUAUGUUGAUGUGGGACGUAUGUGAAAGAUGAAUUUUGGCCACUCAGUGGGAUGUCUUCAUAAAUGCAUCUGUUGUUUCCAAUCCAAAUAUCCCCAAUGGCAUCUCACAAAGAAUCAUGUGUUGGUCCGUCCUAUUAAAAAAAUGGUAUUAUGCAUCAAGUAUUUCGAGAAAUCUGCCCAUUACCAUGAAUAUCUUUCGUUUUGUGUGAAAAUCUGAUCCCCCAGUGAAGAUCUACUUCAGUAUGAAAUUUCAAAGGGAUUCACCUUUAUUUCUCUAGUUUUUGAUUGUCAUAUCUAGAUGAUGAAUUAUUUUGAUGUGUCUCAUUUAUUGAAUAAUAAUGAAAGGAUAUCCCAGGAGAACGUGAAUGCUGUCUUUAUUGUUAACUUUUGGAUCUGGGUGUCGGAUUAUCGGAGUCCAUCUCAUUUGAUUCUAAAUUUCAUUGUAUAGGCAAACGUAUAUCACGCAACAAAAGUUGAUGGUCAGGAACUGGCAAUCAAAGUGUACAAAACCUCAGUUCUGGUUUUCAAGUAAGUCUUUUUAUUUAAGCGAUAUAUUUCAUGUAUUGAAGCUCUUAAUGAGUUUCCCUUAUAGAUGCUGUCCUUGGUUUCUUGCCUCUGACAUGAACUGUGAACGUUUAGGUAGCAUUAUUUCUAGUCGCACCGGCUGUAAAACACCAUUCUCUUGAGAAAAAAAAAAUUAAUUAUUGAAAAGAUGAGGCUGCAUAUUUCUGACUUGUGCCACAUAGCAUGGAAGAAAGUGAUGACUGAUCUGAUGCACAAUGUGUCUCGACCAUGAAACACGCAAUUUAACAUGCGGUUUCGGUUCUAAUUUUAUUUUCUUUAACAGGUAUUUUAGCAGCUAAUAAUAUUGAUUAUGAUGUUGAUCUUAUUUGUAUUAAAACACAUUGACAGUAUUGCUCGACUUUCUACUUAAGUGAGAUGCUUGUGAUACAAAAUGUUUCAUUUGACGUGAUAAUUUACUAUAAGUAUGGGAGUUAAUAGUAAAACUCUUCUGUUCACAACCAAUAACCAGGAAGUGGGACAUCUCACAUUAUAGCUAUAUCUUCAACGGAAGAGAAAUAAGCCAUGACGACAGUUCCCAUUUUCUCAAAUAACCUGAUUUAAAGUUUGGUUCGUUUAUUUCCAAAGAAAAUAUUGGAAUUCGUGCUUUGCUUCCGAUCUGGACCAGUCUCUGAAGGAGCAUAUUAGCGUUAAUACAUGGUUGCUGUUGUAGUCUAAUUGCAAUUGUGGGUGGGACUGUUAAUCUUUUGGAAAAAAGAUAGGCAUUUACUAUUAGGAUAUGCUUAGUCCUUGUAGAGAUAGAUUCAACUUGCAUCAAAGAAGCCAUGCUCUCCUAGGGCAGUUGACGCCAAACCCAUAUCAGAAAACGAGUUUGCAUGUAAAUGGGCUUGCAAUUUAUGACAAGGAGGGAUAUUUUUCUGCAAUUGCUUGACAGUCUGUGGUUUACUGUACAAUCGCGAGGAUUGUUUUCAGGUGAAAGGAAGAUCUAAAAACUUUGUCCCUUUUUCUUGAUGAGAAUCAUGUGUUACCUGUUUUUCCUCUUAACAAGAUGUUAAUUGCAUUGUUACUUAGUAAAAAGCUAUUGCAUUGUUUAAGGAAAAUGGUACUGUGUUGCAUUACAGGUUGUGAUUAUGGUUAAAAAUGUGCGUACAGUGUGAAAUAAACUUGCUAAUUCCAUAUGUGGUCUACAGGGAUAGAGAUCGGUACGUACAAGGUGAUUACCGUUUCAGAUUUGGAUAUUGUAAGCAUAAUCCAAGGAAAAUGGUGAAGACUUGGGCUGAAAAGGAGAUGAGAAAUCUUUUGAGGUAUGGCAAGGGUACUUACAUGGAAAUAAGUUCUUGUUUUCACUGAUGUGCUUCGAGCAGGAGGCCACUAAUUAUAUUCUUAUUCGUCACCUUCUAUCAGUUUUGUGAUCCCCAUUUCUUUUUAUUGUUAUGCUGAAAAGAUUUAUUGCUCAGAACCCGCGCUUUCGAAUCGACACCUCCAAUUUUUGAACUGUUGUUCAUGAGCAUCUCCACUUGAAACCUACUCCAUGAGAACACAUCGUAAUGAACUAAGAAAAGUUUCAUCAAUAUGAUGCCAGUAUCAUUCAUCUUACUAUUAUUGUACUUGUAGUUAUCCUUAGAGCUCCGUCAUCAUCAUUACUCCGCACUUGUAGUUGCCUUGAAGUCUACAGCAACCAUAUAUUUAGGUUAAAACUCUCAUUGUUUCCGUUGUGUUUCCUUUGCUGAAGGGUAAAGGCAGCUGGAAUACGAUGCCCGACGCCAGUCCUCUUGAGGCUUCAUGUUUUAGUUAUGGACUUCAUAGGUAAUCCGGUUCAUUUUGGUUUGUUACUGGUAAACUUUUAAUCUUAGGAAUCGUAAAAUUAGGGUAGUAUCCUUACUUUUAAGGUUGUCUCCUGGAUGCUGGCGUUUAGAUUUAAUUUUAUGACCCUUAUUACAGGAAGAUCUGGCUGGGCUGCUCCUCGACUCAAAGAUGCUUCUUUAUCUGAGGACAAGCUGCGAGAGGCUUACAUGGAGGUCUGCUUUGGCUUUUAUCUUCUAUCAUCUGUUGAACUUUGCAAAUAAUGUUCAGGGUCGAUUUUCCAUUGCUGAAAUCAAUGUAUUAUGGUUUGAAGGAAUCAUAUUGCUAUAAAUAUCCUUUUUUUGAUAGAUCAUCCAAACUGUGCGAGAUAUGUACAAUUUUUUUUAUUUUUUUUUGUGGACAGAUUAUUACUAUGAUGAGAACCAUGUAUCAGAAAUGCAAAUUGGUGCAUGGUGACUUAAGCGAAUACAACAUACUAUACUUUGAGGUGAAUGAUUUGAUUUGUGGCAUCAAAGUGCUGGCCUGGCACAUGUUUCAAGAUCAUACUGCAGAUUUAUCUUUGCAAUUGAAAAUUGAAUCGUCUGUGGGCUUUUUUUGCAGGGGCACCUCUACAUUAUUGAUGUUUCACAGUCUGUCGAUCUCGACCACCCAAGCGCAUUAGAUUUUCUAAGGGAGGAUUGCAUCCAUGUCUCGGUAGGUAACAUAGGAAAUUAUGAAAUUAUUUGCGUUUGUAGUGGAUUUCUCCAUAACAUAUGAGAAGAUAUAUCAUGUUUUCUGUCUGGAUUCAGAAUUUCUUCAAGAAACAUGGAGUGGCAGUCAUGACUGUCAAAGAGUUAUUUGAUUUUAUUACCGAUCUGACAAUUGCCGAUGAAUCCGUGGAUGAUUACUUGGAGAAGGUUUGAGUUGUUAUUACAAAAAAUUAAAAAAAAUACUCGACCCUCUUUGUUUUUAUGAAACCCACCUGUUAUUGACAUGAUUAUUUGGUGAUUAUAGGCUCAACACAGGGUUUUGGAGAGAGGGGACGCAGCUUCUGCCGAGGAUGAAAUUGCUCCGGCCAUAUUUAUUCAGGUACUUCACUGAUUUGACCUAAUUGGCCCAGCCCAUCCCAGUCUCUCUCUCUCUCUCUCUCUCUCUCUCUCUCUCUUUUCUCAGGAUAUGUUUUUUUCCAUGCUGCUCAUCUGUUGGAGUGACUCUUUUUUUUAAAAAUCUAAUUUGUACUUUCGAAGACGUUGGAUCACAUAAAGAAAUGCGAGGAGGACCUCGUCCAGAUGUCGCUGCUCCAACGCCCAGAGCUUGCCUACGAGCUGACCGCAGAGGGGAUCUACGACAAGCCCUUGAUGGCCUUCAUCGACGUCCAGAAGGAGGCUCCUCCGCAGCAGAAACCAGGGAAACCAGUGGAGCAGCUCCCACAGAUCGAAGAAGGCUCACCAGAUCAACAGACGGGAUUGGAGGCGGAAACAGGGACGACGGACGAUGAGACUUGCAGCAGCGAUUCCGACGAGGACAGGUCGAGAUCGUGGGACGAUCCAAAGAUGUCUGUGGACGAGAAGAGAGCUGCUCGGAAGGAGCACAAGAAGAAGGUGAAGGAGGAGAAGAGGGAGGCCCGCAAGACCAAGAUCCCCAAGGCCGAGAAGAAGAAGAGGAAGAAGCUGGCAAAGGCCAAGUGCAGUAGGUAG